Messenger RNA from Menidia menidia (Atlantic silverside), 3179 nucleotides. The record is from the annotation of a GenBank genome assembly. Lineage: Eukaryota; Metazoa; Chordata; Actinopteri; Atheriniformes; Atherinopsidae.
UAUUUUUGUGUUGAAGCUGGUUUAAACUUUUGAGAUGGAUGCAAACAAGAUAGGUGCUCAAAAAUGUCGAACAUCUGAAUUUCCGAGGGUAAUGAAGGCGGCAUUUUGCAUAGCGUGUGUGUGGGCAGUGAUCCCGACUCAGACAACUUGAUUUCGCUCUAAGACACAUAGUUUGUGCUUAGUCAGGGGUUAGAUUUUGUACCAACGUCCCAGCACAACAGUGAAGUAGCUGUUACUUAGUUAUUCCUGUAGCUCAGAUACGGGCGGGAGAUGAGAGACGACAGUCACCGCUCGGUGUCAAGAAAACCCGCAGUUACAAGGUAGAAGAAAACCCCGGAACUUGCAACGGUCGGAAGCGAGCUAACGUUAGCUAGCUUUUUGUUGACAGUGCUCUCGCUGUCAAAGCAGUCAGACCUCAGCCAGAGGAAAGGCGGUUCGCGCGAGCCUCCGUCUGGUUGUUCCGGGAGAUUUAGAAGCCCUCGAGACUUUUAUCUGGACUAGAAUUCGUUUGAAGUUUCCCUUCAGUUGCAACCACUUGUGGAUCUGGAAGAUGGCAUCGAGAGGGGGCUUCACGGGUCCACAGAUGAGUCCAAAUGUGAGCCACAUGAGUGUCGGGCACUCCGCGGGCAUGAGGAUGCCCGGUAUGCCGCAGCCUCCCGCGGGUUACCCCCGGAGCAUGAGCAACGCCCCCCAGUACCCCCAGCGCCUCGGGAUGCCACCCAACAGAGUGGGGGGCCCCAUGGGGCCAAUGGGGGGUCAGCUGCCCGGUCCCUCUUAUGGUGGUGGUAACAUUGCCAUGAGGCCAGGCAUGGGACACCCUAACAUGGAUCCUUCAAGGAAGCGGUUUCUCCAUCAGCAGCAACAGCAGCAGGAGGCACUGGGAGGCCUGAGACGAGGACCGAAGAGACGCAAGAUGGCCGACAAGGUUCUGCCACAGAGGAUCAGGGAUCUGGUUCCAGAGUCUCAGGCCUAUAUGGACCUCCUGGCCUUUGAGAGGAAACUGGAUCAGACCAUUGCCCGAAAGCGCAUGGAGAUUCAGGAGGCCAUCAAGAAACCCAUUAUGCAAAAGCGCAAGCUGAGGAUCUACAUUUCCAACACUUACACUCCCAGCAAGCCUGAGGGAGAGGAGGCAGAGAAAGUGUCCUCUUGGGAGCUGAGAGUGGAAGGAAAACUCUUGGAGGAACCCGGCAAGCAGAAGAGGAAGUUCUCAUCCUUUUUCAAAAGCCUUGUGAUUGAGCUCGAUAAGGAGCUGUACGGACCGGACAAUCACUUAGUGGAGUGGCACAGAAUGCCUACCACUCAAGAAACGGAUGGUUUCCAGGUCAAAAGGCCGGGGGAUGUGAAUGUUAAGUGCACUCUUCUGCUUAUGCUCGACCACCAGCCCCCUCAGUACAAACUGGACCCACGCUUAGCUCGUCUCCUGGGUGUGCACACACAGACUCGAGCCAGCAUCAUGCAAGCUCUCUGGCUCUACAUCAAGAACAACAAGCUGCAGGAUGGCCACGAGAAGGAGUACAUCAACUGCAACCGCUAUUUUAGACAGAUCUUCGCCUGUACCCGCAUGAGGUUUUCUGAGAUUCCCAUGAAGCUGGCAGGCCUGCUGCAGCACCCUGACCCCAUUAUCAUCAAUCACAUUAUCAGCGUGGACCCCACAGAUCAGAAGAAGACGGCUUGUUACGAUAUUGACGUGGAGGUGGACGACCCUCUGAAGGGCCAGAUGAACAGCUUCCUGUCCUCCACCACCAACCAACAGGAAAUAGCUGCUCUUGAGAUGAAGAUUCAUGAAACAAUUGAGUACAUUAACCAGUUGAAGACGGAGAGAGACUUCAUGCUGAGCUUCAGCAAUAAUCCACAGGAGUUCAUCCAGGACUGGUUAAAGUCUCAGUGCAGAGAUCUGAAGCUGAUGACGGAUGUGAGCGGAAACCCGGAGGAGGAGAGGAAAGCUGAGUUCUAUCAGGCUCCCUGGGUGCCAGAGGCAGUGGGCCGAUACGUUUACUCCAAAGUGAGUCCCAAUAGGGUUGAGCCACUGCACGGUGCAGCAGAGGAGACAGGAGCUGGAGCAAGUGCUGGGUAUCCGACUCACCUAAAGAUGUAUUCUGAUGGGGUCACAGCCAGUUUUGUUUACUUCUCAAAGAUUACCGACUGAACUGGAAAGAAACGAGCUAAUACUGCAGUUGAAAUAAUCACAAAGCCAUCAUCACAUUCUGAUUUUAUUCUUUUUAUGGGACCAAAGUGAUGAUUUCCUUGUUCUUGAUAAAAUGUUUGCCAUUCUUUGCCUGCCAUUUUGAGCCUAUUUGAAUGAUUGUUGCCUUGUUUUGCUUGUUCUUUUUUUGUCUUUAAUGGUACAAGUAGCUGAAUUCUGUCAAGCUGUGGUGCUUUUAAGGUGUUUCCACCAUCCAGCUGUGUGCUGUUUUCUAAUGUUCUCUAUUUGCUUUCAUUUUUACAAGCCAUAACUUUCAUAUAAGGACAGGGAUUAGUGUGUUGGUGAAAAGUAUGAUAGAUUGUGAAUUUUAUCCCACAUCUAUGUAUAUCUUUAUACAAUCAGACAUUUAAACUAAGAAUUUUACUUAUUUAAAAUUGAAAUUGAAAUAAUUUUAUAAGAAUAAUUUUACAAUAUUAGGUGUUGGUUUUGUUUAGUGGGGGGACUUUACCAGUUGAUGUAAAUAUUUGCUAUAUCAGAGAGAAGAAAUGCUUUCGAUACCUUCUGUCUUUCAAAAGAUUGAAUUCCUCUAUACACAAACCACUAUCCAGCUGUUCUCAAUCAGCUCUUUUUUAUACUUGUUGAAUGUUUACAUGCUAUUUUAAUAUACUAUUGGUCUGUUUCUUUGUUUUAACACCAGGAAGAGGAACAAUAAUUUUGUUGUGGAAUGAGGAGAUUCAUGCCUUCAGGCAGAUUAAUUGAGAUUGAUGGAUCAAUAUGAAUGCAGCUGAAGUGUCAAAGUACCAGAGAAAAUGCUGUAAAGAAUUUAAAUUGAAGUGCUCUUUUAGUAAGCUUUUGUUUGACAAGGUUGCGAAACAUUCCUUAUUCAUUUGCUAAAACUUGUUUUGUGAAGAUGAAUAUGAAAAAUGUUGUGUACAAGUAUUUUUAUACAACUUUUUGUAAGAUGUUUGCAUGUUGUUUAUUGUUCAAAAGCCUUUAUCUUUUUUACAUCUGAUUUUUUUUUUUUUUUACAAUAAAU